CGUUACUUCGCGAGAUUUGCUUGGCGCCGCGACCUCAUGUGAGGCACCUCCUGCGCGAGCCAGUCAGACGUUACCUCUGCAGAGGAAAACGCAAUGAAGCCCUAAAAAACACUGACCAUUUAAAAAAAAAUCUUUAACCCUGGGGCGGGGGAAAACAAUUUGUUGCCCCGAAUUACCGUUGUAACUGUUGUUUAUCUGAGGCGUAAGACGGCGGCGCAACGAUGUGGAUCCAGGUUCGUACUAUAGACGGGAAGGAGACACGAACCGUUGAUGAUCUUUCUAGAUUGACAAAAAUUGAGUCCUUACGCCUGAAAAUACAAGACAUCUUCAAUGUAAGCCCGCAACAGCAGCGCCUCUUCUACCGAGGGAAACAGAUGGAGGAUGGCCAGACACUGUUUGACUACAACGUGGGUCUCAAUGACAUUGUUCAGCUGCUGAUUCGCUCACAGACCGACCAUCCAGACAGCCCUGCCACCAAGGACUCCUCGGGUGUUGGAUGUAGUUCCAUUUCUCCCCCCGAUUCUAAGUGUGAAAGCCACAACUCCUCGGCUCUCGUCUCCCCCGCUGCUAUGGAAACCACCAGUAUAGACAAUGACAGCAGCUUCAGUACCAGCACUGUUAAUGAAACCAAGCCAGACGCCAGCAUUACCAGUAACGCAACCAAAAAUGGGUUCAAGUCCUGCAGCCCUGCGCAGGACACUCAGUCACCCACGUCCAGCAGGAACACACUAGUCGAUCCAGGAAUUGGCAUGUACAAGAUUAACGAGCUGGUGGACUGCAGAGACGUCAGCAUCGGUGCCUGGUUUGAGGCCUGCAUUGAAAAUGUGACACGCGCUCCCAAAGGACAGAUAACGCCCACAAAGGGUAAGGUGGGCCGGCCCCCAAAAAGGACUAAUGGAAAACUGGAGGCCGAGCAGGGACAGGCCCACGGCCACGGUCAAAACACGGACAGUAACAGGACUAAUGUUGUGUUAAACUCUGAGAGUAACGGAGCCUCCACCUCUCAGACAGACUCUACAGCAGCGUCGGAGAGCAAGGAGAGAGAAGAGGACGUAAUUUACCACAUUAAAUAUGAAGACUACCCAGAGAAUGGUGUGGUGGAAAUGCGACCGGUGGAUGUGCGACCACGUGCCAGGACACUGCUGCGGUGGGACCAGCUUGAGGUGGGCAUGCAUGUGAUGGUCAACUACAACAUGGAGACACCAGAUGAAAGGGGCUUCUGGUUCGACGCAGAGAUUGUGUCCCUCAAGCAAACCUCCCGCACUAAUAAAGAGCUCAGAGUCAAUAUCCUCCUCGGGGGUCCUGGAGAUGUGAUUGGGGAUUGUAAAAUUCACUUUCUGGAUGAAAUCUACCAAGUGGAGAAACCAGGAGCUCGUGCACUAUCGGCUGCAGACGGACAGUUUAAACGAAAGAGUGGUCCGGAGUGUAAGCACUGCAAGGCCGACCCUGACGCAGAGUGCCGUUUCUGCUCCUGCUGCGUGUGCGGGGGGAAGCAGGACGCUCACAUGCAGCUGCUGUGUGAUGAGUGCAACAUGGCGUUCCACAUCUACUGCCUCAACCCACCGCUGGCCACCAUCCCAGAUGACGAGGACUGGUACUGUCCAACCUGUAAGAAUGACACCAGUGAGGUUGUCAAGGCAGGCGAGAAGCUUAAAGCCAGCAAGAAGAAAGCCAAAAUGCCUUCUGCAACCACCGAGAGUCAAAGAGACUGGGGAAAGGGUAUGGCCUGUGUGGGGCGUACUAAAGAAUGCACUAUUGUUCCUUCAAACCACUAUGGACCCAUUCCUGGUGUUCCUGUUGGUACCACUUGGAAGUUUAGAGUUCAGGUGAGCGAGGCAGGGGUUCACAGGCCACAUGUCGGCGGCAUCCACGGGCGCAGUAACGAUGGCUCCUAUUCGCUGGUGCUGGCUGGAGGCUUUGAAGAUGAAGUGGACCGGGGAGACGAGUUCACCUACACGGGCAGCGGGGGUCGUGACCUCUCAGGAAACAAACGGAUCGGAGAGCACUCUUUUGACCAGACGCUGACUCACAUGAACAGGGCACUGGCCUUAAACUGCGAUGCACCUCUGAAUGACAAAGACGGAGCAGAGUCCAGGAACUGGCGAGCAGGAAAACCUGUACGAGUGGUCCGCAGCUCCAAAGGUCGCCGCAUUAGCAAGUAUGCUCCCGAAGAAGGAAACCGCUACGAUGGCAUUUACAAGGUGGUAAAGUACUGGCCAGAGAUCGGGAAGUGUGGUUACUUGGUGUGGAGGUACCUGCUGAGACGAGAUGAUCAGGAGCCAGCGCCUUGGACCCCUGAAGGUGUGGAGAGGAUCAAGAAACUGGGCCUUGCUGUUCAGUACCCCCCAGGCUACUUGGCAGCCAUGGCCAACAAAUCAAAGAAGGAGGCUUGUGCUCGACCCGGUCGGGGCGGCCGCAGUAAGCACUAUCCCGGGAGGGGGCGGCCACGGAGGCAACGCAAGAUUAAGGAGAAAGAGGAGAACGAUGACAAGGAGGAGGAGGACGAGCAUCCAGUGGCCAAUGUGGAAGAGGAGUCUCCACAAAGUAAUGGAGUGCAGAAGACAACAAGAGAUAGUGCAGAGUCAAAACCGGUGGAAGAGCCUCCUUCUAAACGGGUGAAGAUAGAGGAAACCUUCCAGCUGUCAGAGCAGCAGCAGCAGUUGAUCCAAGAGGACACAGCCAACAAGAAACUCUGGGAUGAAGCCAUGGAGCACCUUAAAGAGGGACCGAAUUUCCUUCGCAAGAUGGAGCAGAUCUUCAUGUGUGUGUGCUGCCAGGAGUUGGCCUUCCAGCCCAUCACCACCGUCUGCUCACACAAUGUUUGCAAGACCUGUCUCCAACGGUCGUUUCGGGCAAAGGUGUACACCUGCCCCGCCUGCCGCCACGACUUGGGCAAGGACUACGUUAUGACCCAAAACAAGACGCUUCAGAUGCUGCUUGACCAGUUCUUUCCCGGCUACAGCAAGGGCCGAUGAGGUCGAAAUCACGUUUAUAAGUAGGAUACACGCACAUAAGCACCCAUUCUGUGCACCCUCGUAUACUGUCAAGUACCUAGAGCUCCACUUUAAAAUGCAUUGCACACUCAUAAUGUACUUACCCACGGGCUAAUGUAUAUUGCAUAUACAGCCAUUUAUGUAUACAAUCAUUCAUACACAAACAACCUCAGUAGGGACUGACCUCAUCUGUUGAACUUGGACUGUCUCCAUCAGCAUCACCAGCCUGAAAAAUCAACCGAGGACAUUUUUUAAAACUUCCUGCCACACGAACGCACACGAAAACCAAUGCACAAAAAAAAAAAAAAAAAGAGUCCCCAAACUCACGCUCACACUAGCCAUCUCAACAGUUUUUCCCUUUCCACCGUGUUGUCCACCGGUUCAAUUAAUUGCGCUAUGCCGUCAGAGUGCAAAUUCUCCCCCGGCAACAUCACAAGCUCAGCAGUUAAGAGUUUAGUUUCCUGCCACCCUGUUUGCAUUUUGUGUACCAUGCAUGCAGCUUUACACCAAAGCACUGAGCCAAUCGGAGCCGUUUCUGAGCUGGCUAAUAAAAAGUGGCCGGUGCUAGGAGGCGGCGGAGGUGAGUAGGUCGUUUGACUGAGAGGGUGCCAACAGAGUUGAUCUGUUGUUAACGUGCAUUUAUAAUGAAGCACACUAUGUCUUAUUCCCAUGAAGCACUUUAUUACCGACAUGUGGAGCAGGCUUGUUUUGUAGGUUAAUCAGGAGCAAGUGCUAACAUCCUGCUCCUCAUGUCACUUGGAAUAAUGCCAUUGCUUUGCCUUGAGCUAACGGGAAUAGCAGAUGUCUCACCAGGGGUAACUUUCCUUGUAUUGGCAGGGAACACAAAUUGGCAACUGCAUCCAGUUUGUUUAGAGUGCUGGAAAAUUUCUGGUUCCAACAAAGCUGCAAAUUUUACAUACUGAUGAGACGCACCAGUGAGUCCCCUCUUUACGUUUUACGUGGAGUCAGAAAAGCCAUUUGCUUUAAUAAAGACACAAGGCCACAGGGCCGAUUAUGGGCAAGGAUUGCAGGAGUCUGCUUUUAAAAAGUAACCUCGGCUGGUGAUUUGUGCCUGAACACGAGAUAGAACAAACGCACUGUUGAAACUUCUUCAGAAGCACCAAAAAGUCCAGCAGUGUCAGAAAUGUGUUAAACGUCACACACGGAGGAUUAUAAAUAUAGUUCUGGUUCACGGUUGUACUUAUUAAGUCAGAUGACAUCGACAAAACUGUCCUGGUAUGUCAGGUCCAUAUGUUCUGGUGUUUUUCAACGAAUGCUUUGAUGUUACAGGAAUAAAAGACUGAAGAGUUUUUAGAUGCACUUCUGUUUCAGUGACUGGUGUCCCUGUACUCAAGAAGGCCUUCACAUAAAGCUGGCUGGUCUUUAUUGUUCAUCUGCUGCUGUUCUACCUGUUAGUUAAUGGUCGGUGGAGAGCUCUGGAGGUGUCCAGCAUGAUGUUAUUCUCCUCUAUUUUGGAAAACUACUUUUUUAAAAUGCUUUUUUUAAAUAAAAAAAAAAGAUUUUUUUUUUUUUUUUAUAUAUAUUUAGCGACCCAUCCCUGAUGUUAAACUAGACUACUAAAAGCACUUGGAGUGCACUGCAUAAAUCAUUAGCUUCUUUGAGUUUGAGACACUAUAACAAUACCUAGUCCAGGAUACUACUGACACUCAAAAAUAUUCUUACUUAUAAGUUGUUUUGGUUUUUUUCUUUCUUUCAAUGUUUGACCAUAAAUCACAUUAAUCCCCAAUUGUUAUUGAACUUCUUGUUCUUUAUUUGUAUGUUUGGCUGCAUAGUAACACGUGGUAACAGUCCUGUCAUCACCUGUUGGACCCAAACACAGCACAUCCUCACCCCCAUGUUCACUUACCUUGUGUUAUUUUUUUCUGCUGUUGCCUUUCAUCAGAUAUUUUGUUGACAUUGAAUUCAGAAGCCUCUGUGCCCUCUGACAGUAUCAUACUUUAAAAAGGUGUUGCUUUAAUUGUGAGCGCGGGAGGCAGAUUCGCACCUCUUUCCAGUGCUGAUAUGGUACUUUAAAAUGUCCAGGGUUGGCAGGUCUGAUAGCAGCUUUAACAAACGCCUCACGGAGAGCAGCAGCGGCGCAGUCUCGGACAGAGGUCACCUGGAGCGCUGACGUUCGGUUCGUGCAUCCGAGUCGGCUUUGUGGGAAAAAUGUAGCCCUUAAGGUGCAAAGGCCUUCGAGGCACAGACGUGUUUUGCGUAAAGCUGAGACGAGGGCAGCCUCAGCUUUUUUCUUUUUUUAAAACUCUGCUGACAUUCAGAUCAGAGGUGAACGCUGUCUUCUUGUCUGACCCCUCCCCCUCGAACCCCCCCUUCAUUGGCAGGCUGUUUGUAUGUGGUGAUGUCCUUGUUUCUGCUCAAUCAUUCAGGAUUUUCUUUUUUUGUUGGGUUUUUUUUGGUUUAUUUUUUUUCUCUUUUUUAUUAACAUGCAAGUACAGAUGCUACUAUGGUCUUUAAAGCUAACUGUGAUGUGCAUUACUUCCACUGUUGCUUAAUAUUGUUCAGAUUUAUUUCUUCUUGCAUUGACUGGCAAGCUGAUACCCCUCCUUUCUUUCUCUGCCGUGACCUUUGCUUCCUCCUCCUCUCACUCCACUGUCUCCUGCCCUCCGUGAACCUACAGUACUAACAACUUUUAGACGUCUUGUGGACGCUUGGCUUCAGUGCUGUGUUUUUUUUUGUUUCGUUUCUUUAUUGCACUCUAUUGAAGAGAAAAAAAGUUUAAGAAGUCACAUUUGAUUUUCCUAGAAUGCUUACUAUUAUCUGUGUCUGCACACCUUUUUUUUUUUUUUUACUCAGCCAUUUUAGUUGCUUCUGUUUUAAUCAUUAGUCAUUUUUUUUAUGUUGGCGACUUCAAACAUUUGCAGCAAACGCCAGUCUGAGGAGUUUUAUUGCUUCAUAUUGUGAUCUGAAAUUUUAUACAUGUCAUGAUAUUACUUGAUAUGUACCUAUUAAAUAUUUGGAUUC
Messenger RNA from Pundamilia nyererei, 5975 nucleotides. RefSeq names its product ubiquitin like with PHD and ring finger domains 2 (gene uhrf2). Lineage: Eukaryota; Metazoa; Chordata; Actinopteri; Cichliformes; Cichlidae. Bases 222 to 2975 code for a protein of 917 amino acids. Gene Ontology annotation, biological process: protein ubiquitination; negative regulation of gene expression via chromosomal CpG island methylation. The transcript has 16 exons. Gene Ontology annotation, molecular function: protein binding; ubiquitin protein ligase activity. The record is from RefSeq and is a predicted model, not a curated record.